Messenger RNA from Ustilago hordei, 564 nucleotides. RefSeq lists its product as uncharacterized. NCBI's taxonomy places the organism in Eukaryota, Fungi, Basidiomycota, Ustilaginomycetes, Ustilaginales, Ustilaginaceae. Bases 1 to 564 code for a protein of 187 amino acids. The record is from RefSeq and is a predicted model, not a curated record. The transcript has 4 exons.
AUGUGUUCUAUGCGAGUCCAGGACGGAGCCAACUCCCCCUCCAUUAAAGAAUGGGAGCCAGUCGACUUGACCACUCUAAGAGCAAAGGAUGUCAAGGAAGCGUCACCCUCGCUUGCAGAUCUUUCUAGCGCUCAACGCCAUGCGAGUACAUCACAGCCUCGGUUACCUCCAAACCCAGUAGAUCGGAUUUUCGGACCCAGAUCGAGUCGAAACAUAAAAAUUGAACGGGAAAAAAAAAAAUGUUUUGUGCGUCAGAUUGUCACGCUGGCAGUUAUGCUGCCAGAUGAGAGCUUCGCUGUAUUUCACUUAGCCUUGGGAUCCAGUAACAAGAAUGACAACGCGAUGUUUGAUCGGGAGAUCAAAAUGCAAAUUGAUCGAGAUGAAAAGAGCAAAAGUUUUGAAAGUUGUCGGCUGAGAAAAGCAAAACUUUUGAAACAUUUAGAGCUCGGAAAUUCCAAGUCCGACCGACCUUCUCCCGACGCAGUUCACUGCGAAGAAUGUUCUCAAUCAGCCCCUUCAACGAGGUCCAAACGCAUAGAACAUCGUAGGAUGUACAAAGCUUGA